UUGCGUUACGUUUGCAAGUUACAUAAAUAACUCUGCUAAAUUUCAUUCUGUUCGAUACUUCGAAACCAAUCCAAUCAUACCACCUCUGGAAUUUUCCUCUUUCUCUGUGUCAAUGGCGACUUCGCAAAUUAAGCAAACCCUAGGAGACAUGGACAAGGAGUCCUUUGUCUCCCUCCUCAGGAACCUAAUCGGUGAGUCUCGGUACGUGCAGAACAACCCACCAGAGUUGAUACCCGAAGAGGACAGAGUGGUCAAGCACGUCAUGAACUCCCUCCUCCCUUACAGCACCACCACCGGAGGAGGUCCUUUGAUUCUCAACCAUGUCGCUUAUUUCCCUAACAGGGGCAAUCUCAUUGUGGAGUACCCUGGCACUGUUCCUGGGAAAGUUCUCUCCUUUGUUGGGAUGCACAUGGAUGUUGUCACUGCAAAUCCUAAUGACUGGGAAUUUGAUCCAUUCUCACUGAGCAUUGAUGGGGAUAAACUUCGUGGCCGAGGAACUACUGAUUGUUUGGGCCAUGUUGCCCUUGUAACUGAACUUAUGAAGAGGCUUGGGGAGACAAAGCCAAAAUUGAAGUCAAGUGUGGUUGCGGUCUUUAUAGCAAGUGAAGAGAAUUCUUCCAUACCAGGGGUUGGUAUCGAUGCACUUGUUAGACAAGGUCUGCUAGAUAAGCUGAAGGGAGGGCCUUUAUUCUGGAUUGACACAGCUGAUAAGCAACCUUGCAUUGGUACUGGUGGCAUGAUACCUUGGAAACUUUAUGUGACAGGGAAGCUUUUUCACAGUGGUUUAGCGCACAAGGCCAUAAAUCCAUUGGAGUUGGGCAUGGACGCGUUAAAAGAGAUACAAUCCCGGUUUUACAGAGAUUUCCCUCCCCAUCCAAAGGAGCAAGUCUACGGAUUUGCAACCCCGUCAACUAUGAAACCAACUCAAUGGAGUUAUCCAGGAGGUGGGAUAAACCAAAUUCCUGGAGAGUGCACAAUCUCAGGAGACGUCAGGUUAACUCCCUUUUACAGCGUGACUGAUGUCAUUAAAAUUCUUAAAGAAUAUGUGGAUGACAUAAAUGAGAACAUAGAGAAGCUAGAAACAAGGGGUCCCGUUUCAAAAUACAUCCUACCAGAUGAAAAUCUGAGGGGAAGUCUUACAAUAACUUUUGAUGAGGCAAAUUCUGGAGUUGCUUGUGAUCUUGAUUCUCGUGGCUUUCAUGUCUUGUGUAAAGCUACUGAGGAGGUUGUUGGGCAUGUAAAGCCUUAUUCAAUAACUGGAAGUUUGCCACUCAUUCGCGAGUUGCAAGACGAAGGCUUUGAUGUUCAAACUGCAGGCUAUGGUUUAAUGGCCACAUACCAUGCCAAGAAUGAGUACUGCCUUCUUUCAGAUAUGUGUCAAGGCUACCAGAUUUUUGUCAGUAUCAUCGAUCAAUUAGAAGACUGACCUGACCGUCUGAAGAGGAUGUGUGCUAAUGAAACUAAACAAGUUCAUCUGAUUAUGACAUUUUCGAUAGUUGGAUAAGGGAAGAAAAAAAAACAAAAACAUCAUCUAAAUAAGGGGAGAUAGUGAUCUCCUUGUUUAUACAAUGAUCAAAAAUUCCAUAUUUUGAUUUGAUUUUUCCAUUUUAGCAGUUGUAGAAAACACUCAGGAAAGUUGUGGAUUGUUUAUCGUCUAUUAAUGGCGACAAGGGCUCGGUGGCCUUGUGACUUCUUGGAGACGUACCUGCAAUUUCGGCUUCUGAUU
Molecule: messenger RNA, 1726 nt
Organism: Tripterygium wilfordii
Lineage: Eukaryota; Viridiplantae; Streptophyta; Magnoliopsida; Celastrales; Celastraceae
Product: acetylornithine deacetylase-like
Exons: 10
Coding region: 113-1426 (437 amino acids)
Molecular function (GO): hydrolase activity
Source: RefSeq, a predicted model, not a curated record